Molecule: messenger RNA, 6687 nt
Organism: Cylas formicarius (sweet potato weevil)
Lineage: Eukaryota; Metazoa; Arthropoda; Insecta; Coleoptera; Brentidae
Product: zinc finger protein PLAG1-like
Exons: 4
Coding region: 343-1965 (540 amino acids)
Biological process (GO): regulation of transcription by RNA polymerase II
Cellular component (GO): nucleus
Molecular function (GO): RNA polymerase II transcription regulatory region sequence-specific DNA binding; DNA-binding transcription factor activity, RNA polymerase II-specific
Source: RefSeq, a predicted model, not a curated record
GUUUAAGGUGGAAAUGUGACGGUGAUAGUAAGAUAUUUAAAUAUAUGAAAAAAAUUAUAACUUAGUUAAGAAAGUGCGAAAAGGUUAGCUGAGGAUCAGAACCUAUUUGUACUAGCGGAAGUGUCAAUUUCGCGAGCUGUCACCGACGUAUUCCACGGCAUUAUCCGUCAGUCUGAAUUAGAAAGACAACUUUUCUCAAGUGCUAUAAAAUAACGCGAAAAUACGAUUUCCCGUUUGUUUUGCAAUACGCAGUGAGAAUCAGAUGAUCCAUGUUCACGAAGACUUCGGAUAGGGUUGCCGAAAACUAAACAGUAUUAUGAUGUUGUCCAUAUUGUUAUCGCCAUGGGAACACCAGGCGAUAAAACGAAUUUUGAAAUGGUAGUGCCAGACGCGCAGUCGACAGUUCACGCAGAACCUGAACCAGAAGAGCCCCCGACCACCGCAGAAGUGCCAUCAACCUCCCAGCAGCAAACAACAGCACGCUCCAUAGUAGAAAUGGGUGUUGUCACUCAGCUGCCACAGCUUCAUGUGCUAACGACCACUCCAAGUGGUAUCGUUCCGCCAGUGUUGUCCAAGCCAGAAAUUUUCCAACAACAGGGCCUAGAACAAGCUUCAAUCGAAGAUUAUUUUACUCAGUCAAAAUUUUAUCCUGGUCUUGCGGAACACCUUCAGCCAUUGUAUACAAUCACAGAGUCACAGUCACCACCAGUUCCAGUAACAUUCCAUAGCAUUGAUCAGCCGGGUCCUUCAGGACUUCAGAUGAUCAAGAAUAAGCCGCCUCUGAGCGCCGGGAAGGUUAAAAAGAAAAAGCCGGAUCAGGGCGCGCACAAGAAAAACCACACAUGCCCUGUAUGCCACAAGAGUUUCGCCACGGGCGACAAGUUGAACCGACACUACCAGACUCACGCGGGAGCCGCUCAGUAUAAAUGCGAGGACUGCAAAAAGUCUUUCAGUUCCAAGUUCAAACUCGUUCGACACGCUUUGAUCCACUCGGACCGGAAACCAUUCAGCUGCACGGUGUGCGAGCGCACGUUCCACAGAAAGGAUCACUUGAAAAACCACAUCAAAAUCCAUAGUCCGACGAAGAAACUGUACGAGUGCGAGAAAGCCGACUGCAAGAAGCAAUAUACCUCGUUGCUCAGCUAUAGGAAACACCUGGCGGUCCACGCGGCGGAAGAAGGUAACCUCACUUGUCAGAUAUGUAGUUCGAGCUUCACGAGCAAGGAGGAGAUCAUGUACCAUUUGAAGAUCCACGCGGGGAGUCGCACUGUGAAGAACCCCAACGAGAAGAAGUUCGUGUGCGAGUACUGCGACCGCCGGUUUUUCACGAAAAAGGAUGUCAGGCGCCAUCUGGUGGUGCACACUGGCAUGCGCGAUUUCCUGUGUCAGUUUUGUCCUCAGAGGUUCGGGCGAAAAGAUCACCUGGUGCGGCAUAUUAAAAAAUCGCACAAUCGGCAGUACGCGGAGGGGCCAGACGGCACUGUUAGCGUCAAGACCGAACGUGCCAAGUCGGAGACCGUGACGAGUGGGGAACUAAGCGAUGAGGCGAUAUUCGAGCAGAGAUACAAACGUUACCGGUCUCAAGAGAUCGGCGAGAGUUCGAAAGUUAAGACGGAACCAUUGGAAUCGACCAAACUCGAAUCGGAAUCCUUCAAAGCUGAAGUGGACAUCGGUCUCGAGGGCGUCAAAACGAUAUUCGAAGAGGAGAGCCUAACGCCUUUGGAGGAGGAACAGCUAUUCCUCUCUCCUCAGUCCACCCAGAGCGAGUUGAAAGAGUUGUGCAGCGAGAUAUUCAAAGACAUUGACCAAACCCCGUCGACCAGCGGCGCGACGCCCUUGGACGCCGAUGCCGACGUCGGUCCGGCGAUAGACGCGCAUAUGUUCGAGUUUCUGCGGCCAACGGAAGAAAGCAAGAGGCCUCUGCCGGGCUUCAGUCAGACGUUUCAGCCACCACCACCCCCUUAGCACCCACCUGGCCACGGUAUGUGCGAGAUUUCGUCGAUCGCGGUUCACUGUGCAAUUCGAGGGGUUGAAUUAGGUUUGGGGUGCUUUCGGAAAUUAAGAAUGUAUUUUUGUUACCGUUUCGAGUUGAGGCGUCGAGUUUUUCGUGCCUCACAUUGAACCCGAAACAAAUUUGAACAUUGUAGAUACAAAAAAGUAGGUACAGGGUAGACCGUUUAAUAUAGGAUCUUCAAAAAACGUUACAAAAAACUUUAAGACAAAAGAUGUUUGGAUUCAUUUAUACUUUUAAAAUAAUAUAUCCUUAUAUAUACAGAGUGUAUACACCGUGCAUAUUAAAUAAUUUUUGAAUUCCUCAGAAACUUCUAGAUAUAUAUCGUAUAUUAACUCAGUCUUACCGUUUCUGGCAUAUUUUGAAUUUUGUGUCAAAAGUGACGUAUGUAUAGAUUUCCCUAUGGGUUGUUAUUUUAAAAAUAAAUAAAUACAGGUUAAAAGUAUUUUUUUCAAUUGGAAACACCUCAUUUUUGUAUUGUUUAAUGUAAACACAUUUUUUUCCAAUUGCAUUUCGCAUUUUAAAAAAGGGUGACUUUGUAUAAGGUCGCCUAUUUUAAAAAAUUGUAGAUUUAUUCGUAAUUAAAAGUUUAAAAAGAUUCCUAUUUACUGUCUAACGGGUCCUAAAAUUGUUAAAAUUUUCUAUUAUUCGUUUAAAACACUGUUCCUUGUAGGUUUCUGUGUAUAUGAAUUUAUUUUUCAAGAAAUGUCGACAUUUUUUUGUUAAUUUUUUUCCGUUUUUGGAAGUUAAACCAACUUAAAAAGUUUCGUGUUAAUAACUUAAUUAUUCCGCACUAAAGAGUAGGCGCAAUUUCUGCAGUGCUUGUUUGUUUGUUUCUGCCAUGCUUCACUGUUGUCUUCUUGUCAAAUGAAUAUCCGUGUAGCAUUUUUACUAUGCAAAAGUUUAUAUUUUGAAAUCUACAAUUGUAAGAAUCCUUGUAUAAAGUCACCCUUUUUUCGAACGCCAAAUAUGACAUUACAAAAUGGGGUGUUACAUAAAAAAAAAUCACUUAAUGAUUUUUUCAUUCAGAUUUUUACUGUGUAUUGAGUUACGGAGAUUAACCCCAAAUAUUUAACAUAUAUGAGAUAUGUUAAAAAGUUGCUGGUUGUCAAGGAAAAUACAAACGUCCUGUAGAUAUAACAUUAUAAUCAUUUAAAAGUAUACGUGAAUACAAGUUGUGGGAUAAAGUGUGAUCAAAUAAUAAACGGACCACCUGUUACAGAGCUACAGAUGUUUGAGUUAUAUGCAAUACACGCAGUUAAAAGCGAUAUAAUUAUGUUUUAUGAUAAAUUAAUCAAAACUUGUUAUUGUUGACAAAAAAACCAAAUUUGUUAAUGUUUAUUUGCUGUUGUAAUACCGAAGUUUGUUGGCGUAAUAAUUCGUUGUUGAGUUGGUUGUCGAUAUAUUUGAAUGACGUAGGAUUAUUGCGGUCAUUGUUUUUCUUUUUUCCCUUAGGCUAAAGUGCACGCCUUAACAGAUAUUUAUUUGCCCGCGCGAUAAGCGAUAAUUUUCUUGAUUAUUUUGUUUGCACAAUUUUCGGCUGGAAGCGGAGAAUAUUUCUUGUAUAAUUUUUAAAAUAAGAUAGGUGUCGCCAAGCUUAUAUUAAAAACGAUCGAUCGACCUUUAUUAUUAAAAACUAAAAUGUAACACCAAAGGUUUCGUCUGUCCCUAUAGAUAACCGUUUUUUGUAAUAUUUUUCGAAACUCAAAAGUUUCUUUAAAGACGGAUUUUUUUUAAUCAAAAUGCAUAUUCUCUAUGGUUUUAAAGCGUUUGUAGUAGUAAUUUUUUAAAAGCGAAAAACCUACUGUUUAAAAUAUGAUGAAAAUCUAUGCGAAUGAUACUAAGCCCCAGCGCACUUAAUUCGUGUUUCCGUGUUGUUAAGCAGUACAAAUUAAACUUUUUUAAGCGCCGAUUUUGCGAAAUAAUUUUAUUCAAGGGGGUGUAAUCGGAAAUCGGCAAUACUUAUGUUUUAUUUGCGAAUUCGACAUGUACUCCAUUUUGGGUUGACGAUUAUUUAAAAAUAAUCAGAAAGGUGCCUUAGUGUCGGUUUCAUAGCAACUUCAAUAAGUUUUUAUGUCUUUAGAAAUAAAAAUAAUAAUAAAGUUUCAUCCGUCCAAAACCGCUCCUAAAAAAUAAAAAAAAUAUACAACUUUGUGGAUCAGGUUUAUCUUAUUGACUCGCGAAAAGUAAAAGUGAGUGCGGUCAGAAAUUAUAAGUGCAGAAUGUGAGUUAAGUAUUGAAUGCAUUUUACUGGCGUUAAUGUGAACACAACAUUUUUUAUCGAGUUCAUAUUAAAGGGGAUAUUUACAAUACUAUUCUAAUAUAACUAUUCAUAAUACACAUUUAAAUUAGCUGCCACAGGUCUUUCAUGUAAAUGUUUCAAAGCUAUUAUUUCACUGACAUUGAUGUGGUUCUAUUUACCCUAUUGAAAAACUAAGCUCAUUGCUUGAUUGACCGCUUGCGUUAUUUUUCAGCUCUAUCUCUACAACUUCGUAGUUCAUGUUUUCAUCCUCAUCGUUAUCAACAUCGUUUUCCAAGUCGGUCUAAAUAAUGACGUAUUUAUUCCAAUUCUCAACAUCUUUGCCACUAUAUACAUCCUAGAGCCUAUAACUGGGGUAAGCAAAAAAGUUUGUAGAAUUUUGCGCUACACCUUUUGCAUGAAUUAAUCAGUGUUCUUCCCAUAGAUAUGCCAAUAUUUUUAAAUUGUUGACGGUUCCAGGUGUUGCUAGGUUAUUUGACUGCAUCUUUUAAGGAAAUUUUCUAUCUUGACCUUUGGUUAAGAUAAAACUUUUUAUAUAAUAUUGCUUAGUGAGUUGUAACACAUUCUGAUCUAAAUGUUAAAAAUUCUGAUCUAAAUGUUAAAUAAAAAAAUAAAAUAUGGCACCGUCAUCGGUUUUUAUUAUUUUUUGACGGUGGAUGUGAAGGCGCAAUAUCUCAAAUGAAGGUAGCCUUUUCUGGAAAAGGUUUUUUUCAUAGGAAUGCCUGGACCUACAAACAAUAUGUUUUGUUUUCUAGAAAUAUAUAGUAUGUAUGUAUAGUAGAUAUGUAUGUACGUAAUUUAUACCAGUACGCUUUUGAUCAUUCACCACAGUUUUUAAAGAACCAAUCUUUAAAAAUCGCCUUCAUCAUCUAUUUUUGGAGUUAUUGUGUACUAAUGGACUGUCAAAAUCUUUGAUACAUCUCGGUGAUUUAGCUUUUGUAAUUACCAAAGGUGUUACUUUGAGUAAGCCUAAUGCAUUUACAGAUUCUAGAACCGUUAUUCGCUGUUUGCCUAAUUUUGGAACUGGCGCAGUGUUUUCGGAAAGUGAAACAUAGCUUUUAUCAGGUACAAGUUUAUAAUACAAUCCAGUUUCGUCCGCAUUGUGAAUUUGGCUGAAAUUUAGACUGUGAUGAGAAUUUUCCCUUAAAAAGUCCAAAUCUUCAUUGAAAUUUUUGAAACCAUUCAUCGCUUGCGUUAAAAUUCUCGUUCCCCUUAAGGAAUCAUUUAUAUAACAUGCUUUCUAGUGUAGGAUUUUCAGCUUUUACCAAAGUGUGUUUCUGAAAUUUAUUUGGCUUCAAAUUUUGGGUAAUAGCUUUUAUUAUUUUAUUUGUUUUUAUUUUUAAUGGCAGAUAUAGUAGAUUUCACUAUUUUAUACUUUAUGGACAACGCUGUUACAUUCGUAGCUUUUUGAAUCUCUCCUAAAAUAUUCUUUGUAUAAGGUGUUAACCACUUAUUGUAUUUAGCUACUUCGAGAACGAAAUAAACCAGCACACAAGACGACGCGACCGGCGAACUAAAAAUUAGCAAUUUUAUGUUUAUACACACAUCAGUUUUUCUUUAUAAUAAAUUGAAAAUUUCACCGUAUGUUAGGGUUAUUACGGUGAUAAAGAAACAAUUAUUCGCCACUGGACGGCAAGGGUGUAGCAAACAUACCGACAAACACUUUUGAUAAUAUGCCAUUUUUUUGUUUGUAAUUCACUUUAGGUGUUAUACGAGUGAUAACCACAUAUUAUUGAACUUAAAACUUGUUCACACUACUGAAUAUUUAUACCUAAUUAAUUAAUACUUUAAAGAAGCGGAAUUUCACGGUGGUGCGAAUCUAAUAAUACUAUAAUUAUUUUCUUAUAUUUAUUUUUACUAAAAAAAAAUAUUUAAGAUUAUGAAAGCGAACAAAGAUUUUUUGCUAGAAAUGUUGCCUUAAAAUUUCGAUAAUAAGUGCCCAGAUUAAUAGUCAUAGGCUGGAAUUAGUUGUGAAUACAGCUGAUUAAUUCUAUUUCUCUUAUCGGCCUGCAUUUGUUUGUUUAUUCAUUAGUAAUUAGAGUGGAUUAGAAAAUACAAAAAGUCUUACUCUAGGCACCUUCGAGAAAAAUCAUGAUGGCAAAUGAAACAAAGAAGAGAAUAAUAGUGGUGUAUUUAACUGCGGACCGAUGACGAAGUUUUAAGUCACGUAGGUCUCACAGUUACUAAUCGUUAUUUAUUCGUUUGGCAAUAAAUUGGGUACAUGUCCAAUCGUCCGUUAGAGAAUUUAUUCUACUAAUAAGCGCCAUGUAAUAAUAGUUCAGAUUGUAAUAAUUUUUACCAUGUGAUAUCUGAACUAUAUUGUUCUUCCCGCGGAAAAGACUUCCAGGGCCGUAAUUCUGAUGAUAUGAAUCUACCUCAUUUUAUAACAGUUCAUUGCUGUACAAUCAGCUAGUCA